Bemisia tabaci is the source of this 4437-nucleotide messenger RNA. The record is from RefSeq and is a predicted model, not a curated record. NCBI's taxonomy places the organism in Eukaryota, Metazoa, Arthropoda, Insecta, Hemiptera, Aleyrodidae.
CUUCCAUUCCAAUCGUGUUUACAUUUGUUCGCUAGCCGCUAAAUUAUCAAUUCUGAUUGAUUAUCUGCAUGAAUUUAGUCUUAAUUUAGUCUACUUAUUUUAAUUCAAUUAGUUACAUCGUGAAAAAGUUCAUCUACCGUGAAUUAAUUAACCGCUGAAUCAGUGUAGGGUAGUUUCAUCUGCAUCUUUAGAGCUCCGAGGCGAUCAUCAGAUCAUAAUCUCACCAUUGGAAUUCUUUCAGUCAAGUAGAGAGUUUAACAUCAAUAAUGUCUGGGCCACCGCAUUCUUUUCAAUCAAGCUUUGUCAAUUCUCAGCAGAACCAGAUGCGCAAUCAAUUCGUCGGAGGCUCAGGACCACAAAUGCCUGGCUUAAUGGCCUCUCCUCAACAACAAAUGAUGGCAAAUCAACAAAAUUUUAAUGUUGGAAUGCAAGCCGUCAACAAUCAGCAAUUACAAAUGCAACUGCAACAGCAGCAGCAACAGCAACAACAACAGCAACAGCUCCAGCAGCAGUUACAGCAACAACAACAGCAACAGCAGCAGGUGCAUCCACAGCAAGUUCAACAGCAGCAAGCACAACAACAACAGGUAAGUGGAGUUGCCCCAACUCCUGGAACUGCAGCACCUCAGAAUCAAAACAAAGAAUUCAACACAGCAUCUUUGUGUCGCUUUGGUCAAGAAACAGUUCAGGAUAUUGUGUCAAGGGCUCAGGAAUUGUUUCAAAAUUUAAAAGUCAUUCAGCCUCCAAAUGGAACUGCUCAGUCUGUCAGUGCAAGUAAUGAAAAAAGAAUGAAAAUUCAAGAUCAUUUACGGACAAUAAAAUUACUUUUCAAAAGAUUGAGGCUCAUAUACGAAAAGUGUAAUGAAAGCUGCCAAACUUCAGGAAUGGAAUAUAUGCAUAUUGAGAGUUUAAUACCAAUGAAAGAAGAGUGGGAUAACAAAUGUGAAGAAAGGAAAACAUCAGAACAAUAUCGAUUGGCGUGUGAGGAAAGUAAAGAAGUAAUGGAGCAAGUCAUGUUGAAGAACAGACAUCUGAAAGAGCUAAUAGACCACUUACGUCGGAUUAUCUGGGAAAUCAAUGCCAUGUUAGCCAUGCGAAGGUCUUAAUCCUGUCUUAUACAAAUGCUGUUCAAAAAACUGUUGGACUUCAUCGCUCCGCAAGUACCUGUUGAUCUUUUUGUGUUUUUCUUACAUAAGAAAGAAUUUCACUUUUGAACUGAUUGAACUAGAAGCUUUGAUGAGCUUCUGGUCGUAGUUCGGUGAAACUAGAAGAACAUGUAUUUCAAUAGAAAGAAUUCAAAUAAAAGAAAUUAUCUCCAUUGUGGCCUGAGCUCUAUGAUCCGUAAGAAUACGUGCAUGAUAAGGCCCUUGUCACAACAGAGAUAGUGCCUUUUGAUUUAAAUACUUCCAAUCGUUUUUAAGUAGUUGUGCUUUUAUUUUAUGUCUUUGAAAGAAAAGGAAUGAAGGUAAAUUUUACAACAAAUAUCAUAAAAUUGUACCAUUAUCAUUUUCAGACUUUUUAAAGAAAAUCAUGUAUAUCAUGCACUCAAUGCAGUCAAUUUUUUUCCAUCGUAAACAAUUGUUGCAAAAAGUUUGCGACUUCUGGAACUAAAAUAUCUGUUUUUCGAGUUUUCUUGAUACAUAUUUGAUCAAAGUACCCACCCAAAUCUUAUUCACUAUGUUUGUGAGAAAUAUUUAAGUUUUGUGGAAAUAAUUUAGUUAGGCAUUAUAUGUGCCAACCCACCUGAUGCUCAACCCGCUAGUUGAUAAAAUGGGAAUUAAUCAGAGACAAGAGACCCUCCUUUGGCCUCUUGGUGACAGGUAAAAGCUUUUACUUUCGGAGAUUCAAAAAUUCCUUAUGGAAAAUUAUAAGGGAGCAACAGUCAAACACUCUUUUAUAGCUGUUGACCUAACUACAUGGUGGAUGAUGAGCUUCGAAUGACGUCAUGAGCAAUACAAGUUUCCCAAACUUCAGCUUGUUCGCAAAACGAAACUGCUAACUUGUUGUUAAACAUCAACCAUGUAGGUAAGUCAACAGUUUAAUGUUGAAGUCCCAAAAGUAAAAGCUUCCACCAUAGCCAAGAUCCAAGUGGAGGGUCUCUUGUCUCUGAAAUUAACACCUGUGAAUUGGAUUCAACUUCUUGGACCCCUCCAUUAGUAUUUGGUCUUUACAAUACCAUUAUAUUUUCCAAAUUUCAUGUUUCAAAAUUCCUGAGGAAAAUCACAAGCAAAAGAAUCAUUUGUGCGCAUUUCUCAGUUUGCAUUUCAUGGUGAAUCUACAUCAGAUUUGUACCCUUUCUGAAAUGAAGUUGUAAUUUUAUAAUAUGACCAGCAAUACAUUUUGAAAAUCAUCUCUCUUUAAAAGAAAGUGCAUAUUUUCUACCAUUUUUUGCUGUGAUGAAAGAAACUUUACAGUAAAAGAAUACCAUUUCCUGAGUGUAUAAUAUCUGUAAUUAUUGAAUUCAUAAAAGGAGUAUGAAAAAAUUAUCAUAUUUUAAUGUUCGCUCAUUACAUAACUUACAUCACAUUUACCAGAAGGGAACCAAAGAGAUCACAGUUUUGUAAAAAUCAUGCGUCUUCAUCUUUAUUUAAUGAAUUUCCUGGAAUGGCAAAUAUUUUUUGUUCCUCUACCAAAAACUUAAAGAUUCCAAAAGAACACAAUCGUGUAAAUUUUAUCACUGUACAUAUAUUCAGUAUCUUUUAAAGCUAAGAAAAAUUUACACGGUUUUAAAAACGUUUAAAUCCUUUGGUUCCCUUUUGUGAAAUGGAAUCCACUUUAAUUUGGCAGUAAAUAUCCACAUACUAAUUUCAACAUAUUUGAUAAGUUCUUUCCUAUUUUGAUCAGAGUACAAGACGUUUGCUGUUACCUCAUCUCCUUUUGUUUGUUGAUUUUUUUUUUCUUCAAAAAAAUGAUAAGAUUAGUAAAUUAUUUUCAAUUGAUAAUGUUCUGAUGUUAUUGGUGCAAGGACUUAAACCAUGAUUAAAAUAAAUUUAUAUUAAAUCCAUCAUCCGAGACUCUAGUAUUUUUCUGAUCUUUAAACAUGAAGUAACGUUCAAUACCAAUAAUGUAGCCAAAAUGUAAUCACUGCCUUUAUUGCUUUUCAGCCAUAUGAUUCUACUUAUGCAGCUAAUUUGGGUCUGUUUCUGAAAACUUUCUCUGACUGUGAGGUUAGAAAGUUAAAAAUUCAAUUGUGUCUCCUAAGAGUCUUGCGACAUAAGAAUAAAUGGCUGUAAUAAAACUUGAUUAGGUUUAGGGGGGGUUUAGCAUCUUGCUUUCCAAGAGUACGUUGGUGUUUCCUUAAAGAGGAAACAAACAAUGGCACUGAAAAAUGUUCACAACACUUCACUUUGUGAAGAUCUGCUACCAUCCAAACCAUUUUUCAAAGUUUAAAAAAGUGUUUCUGAAGUAUCACCUAAAAGCAGUUCCAGUUAAUAGGCACAAUUUGAAAUCAGUGUUCCAUGGGGAUCUUAAGGACCAAGUUAGAGAAGAAGACAGGGCUGGCAUCUACAGUUUGAAAUGUAAAGACUGUGACAAGCAAUACAUUGGGCAGACAAGAAGGAAGAUGAAAGUAAGAAUAAAAGAACAUCAAAGAUGUAUUAAGAACAGAGAAAUUGACAAGUCAGCAGUAGCUUUGCAUAAUCUUGAGACAGGACAUCGGUUCGAAGAGGAAGGGAAACUGUUAAUUGGAUGCAACGAUAGAAGGAAGCUGAACAUCUUGGAAGCUAUGGAAAUUCACAAAAAGAGAGACAAGUUGGUAAAUUUAGAUUUGGAAUGCCUGGAAAACUGUUUGCUCAAAGUGAUUGGCAGCACUGAUAGAUUCCACACCAAGCAGGAUGUAAACAACAACAGGCAGUCGGAAUUUAGCCUUGAAGAAGGGACCGAGGUGUCCCGAAACGCGUCGGUUUUUUAAUUUUAUUUUGUCACCGAUGAGGAACUCGAAGAAAUUGGUGAAGGGUACGUUGUGCGCUUGAUGUCGAUGAACAACUCCAUGGCAAGAAUUGUCCUGUACUGCAACUUGACAGAUGAGGAUAUCCAAGCUGCCAUAAAAAAAAUUCGUUUUAUUAUUGGUGAAUUCAAAAGAAACAUGACGACGUAGGGGCCAACUGAUAUAACCCCACGCUAAAAAAAAAAAAAAAAAAGUGCAUGGUAUGUACCCAAUUGCUCUUUGCUGGAAUGCCCGGCCCAGGCCUCAGACAAACGGCUUUUAAGCAUCCGUCGCUCGGCCACUCACCCAAUUUAGGACUGUAUCUUCUUGUCAGGCAAGCUCAAUGCAAUAAAGAAGUGCUCUUCUAGGGGUAGCUGAUUUACUCAUUAAUUAUGAGUACCAUAUAAAAUUUGGAAUUCGCUCAUUGGAGAGAAGACCGAUUGGUUUGUAGUUUAGUAUUUUGUAUAAUGUUAGUCUACACUGGGAGGUAUAAUAAAUGCUUUUGAAAUGCA